This is a messenger RNA of Cylas formicarius (sweet potato weevil), 579 nucleotides long. Its product is annotated as protein transport protein Sec61 subunit gamma. The record is from RefSeq and is a predicted model, not a curated record. Gene Ontology annotation, biological process: protein targeting; post-translational protein targeting to membrane, translocation. Gene Ontology annotation, molecular function: transmembrane protein transporter activity. Bases 299 to 505 code for a protein of 68 amino acids. The transcript is spliced from 3 exons. Gene Ontology annotation, cellular component: Ssh1 translocon complex; membrane. NCBI's taxonomy places the organism in Eukaryota, Metazoa, Arthropoda, Insecta, Coleoptera, Brentidae.
AAAUCGCAAUUAUUGGUUGAUUUUGUCACAUUUUUGAAAAUUUUAAUUCAUUAAUUAUGGAAAACCCACUUACGUCUGAUGUGCAAAUCCAAAACAAUUUCAAAGUCAUUUGGGAAAGUUAAAUGUUCGGAUUAAGUUUGCGCACCACUUGGCAACAACGACACAUAUCUGCCAUCGUGGCCGCUGAUUUUGACAAGGGCCCCAUUUACAUCGCUUUGGAACAAACGGUUGGUUGUGCUGGGUGUUGUUUGGUAUAGUUAUUCGUGGUUUUAAUUUCAUUUCUUAGAAAUAAACUGACAUGGAUCAAGUGGUGAAAUUCAUCGAGCCAGGUCGGCAGUUCGCCAAAGACUCUAUCAGGUUGGUGAAAAGAUGCACCAAGCCAGACAGAAAAGAGUUUCAAAAAAUUGCGAUCGCGACAGCGAUUGGUUUUUGCAUCAUGGGUUUCAUCGGGUUCUUUGUGAAACUCAUCCACAUUCCUAUCAAUAACAUCAUCGUCGGCUCAUAAUAUUGUUUAUUUAUUUGUUCAUUACAUAUAAUUAAUUAUGUUUUUUUUAUGGAGUAGAGAGUAAAUUAUUUGAU